UAAAAGCCUCCAACCAUGGAGGGAGCUUGGGUUUAGGAGAUCCACCAAAUCCCUCGCCCGAUCUCGCUCCCCCUUCUUCCUCGGCGCCGGCCGGCGCCGUCGUCCACGACCAUCUCCGGCGGCCGAUCUCUUUCGGCAGCAUGGAUUGCCCCAAGCGGAGCACGCCGGCUGGCCUCCCCUACGACGCCAUCGUCGAGAUCCUCGCGCGUCUCCCCGCCAGGUCCGUCCACCGAUUCAAGUGCGUCGCCAAGGCCUGGCGCGACCUCAUCUACGACCCCCUCAACCGCAAGAAGCUCCCCCAAACCCUGGAAGGGUUCUUCAUAGACCAGCCGAUCGACGAAGGCAGCAUCGUGGAACAUUUCGAUUUCCUCAACCUUUUGCCGAGAUCCGUUCCUCUCGACAUCGAUCCUCGCUUCUCUUUCCUGACCACGGGGCUGCCCGAGAUUGAGGAUCUCGUCUUCGCGGAUUCCUGCAAUGGGCUCUUCCUCUUCCAUCAUGUCCGGAUGUCAGACUCAUUUGACAUGUUGGGCUACAUCGUGUGCAACCCGGCGACAAAGCAGUGGAAGACUGUGCCCACCUGCAGCUGCUGUCCACCAAUAACAGAAUUUUCACAGUUGUAUACCUUUUUGGCUUUCGAUCCAGCUGUCUCCUCUCAUUUUCACUUGAUCCACAUCUGGAAAGAGGACUUGGAUGACGACGUGGAGCCAUUGGAGGAUCAGAUGUUUGUGUUCUGGUUGUGUGCCUACUCUUCUGAGACUGGGACAUGGGGUCAGAGCCAACCUGACUGGAAUGAACAAGGACAAUUGGAAGGAUGGCGCCAUCAGGGCAGUCUAGUAGAUUAUAAGGGCCCUCAGCAUGUCUAUAUUAAUGGCACCAUGCAUUUGAUUGUGCGUGAUUUGGAUCAACAUCAAGAUCAAAUAGUUGCUCUAGAUGUAAAAGGGAAGACAAAAAGGAUAAUCACAGUGCCAGCUGCAGCAGAGGGGAAGUCUUGGCAUUUUAUUGGUUAUAUUGGUCAAUCCCAAGGGUGCCUGCAUUACAUCAAUAAUGGUGUUGAUGCUCAUGACCCUAAAGAAAGCUAUGAACUGUCCAUCUGGGUCCUUCGAGAUUAUGAUACACAAGAAUGGGUGUUGAAGGACACUGUGAGCUUUAUGAAGCUCUUUGGAAUAAUGAGUUGCGGAAAGGGCAGGUCAGACUUCUUUAUGGUUGCCAUUCAUCAAGAUUGCAAUGUGGUUUUCUUUCUUCAACCCUGGAACCGACUAAUAUCAUACGACAUGGACAGCAAGGAAGUGAGUGUUAUUGCCACUUUUGAUCAUGACCUUUGGGAUGCAAGAAUUGCUCCUUAUACCCCCUGUUUCUCGGAGUCAAUGGCACUCACAAACAAGCACUGAAAGUGUAUGCUCUAACCAUGGAGCAGCUAGCAACUUGGUUAGGUUUUAGUGAACUUAGGUGCGAUGUUCUGUCUCUGCUUGCAUGUAUUCCUUAUUAUGCUUUUGGUCUAAUUAGUACUGCAAGCCUGCUGAUACAUUCAUAUAUUGCAUAUGUCCGUGCUUGCAAUGCAUUCUAUCGCAUGCUCUUGGUGUAACUAUACUGCAAGUGUGCUGAGAUGUUCAUGCAAUGUAUCUUUUCGCAUGCUACUUGUAUCAAUAACCGCAGUUCUCCCAGUUGAACACUUCAGAUUUUUGUGUU
Molecule: messenger RNA, 1686 nt
Organism: Panicum virgatum (switchgrass)
Lineage: Eukaryota; Viridiplantae; Streptophyta; Magnoliopsida; Poales; Poaceae
Product: F-box protein At5g62510-like
Exons: 2
Coding region: 141-1388 (415 amino acids)
Molecular function (GO): protein binding
Source: RefSeq, a predicted model, not a curated record